Ziziphus jujuba (common jujube) is the source of this 1334-nucleotide messenger RNA. Its product is annotated as F-box/kelch-repeat protein At3g23880. The record is from RefSeq and is a predicted model, not a curated record. The transcript has a single exon. Gene Ontology annotation, molecular function: protein binding. Bases 1 to 1119 code for a protein of 372 amino acids. NCBI's taxonomy places the organism in Eukaryota, Viridiplantae, Streptophyta, Magnoliopsida, Rosales, Rhamnaceae.
AUGGAUGUUCCCGAUGAUAUCGUGGUCGAUAUUCUGCGAAGACUGCCGGUGAAAUCAUUGGUCCGAUUCCGGUGCGUUUCCAAAUCAUGGCGUUCACUUAUCUCCGAUCCCACCUUCGUUCGAACCCAUCUCUCCAGACUGAUCCAAUCCCAUAUCUCCAUGGGAACUGCUUCUUCUAUACUUCUCUCUGGUUCCACUACAGGCAUCCUUUCCUUCCUCCAACACCAUGAUGAUGGCUCUGCUGCAGUUACAGCUGAGCUGGAAUUGGGUCUAGUUAAGAAUUCGAAGUACCGCGUGAAGGGACACUGUGAUGGGUUACUCUGUUUGGUCAUCGACAACGAACAAGAAAAUGGCCUUCUUGUCGUCUACAAUCCAUCAAUUCGAGAACACAGAAAGCUUCCUCUUCCUCCUAACUUUCACAGCACCACGGAAUCGUUUGGAAUCGGCUACGACCCCACUAUUGGCGAUUACAAGAUUGUAACAGUACCCUCUUGGUACUGCCGGUUGAAAUACCCCGGCUACAAUCAUCGGGUGGAGAUAUUCACGCUCAAGUCCAAAUCCAAUUCGUGGAGGACACUUGCAGACUAUGAAACUCCUCCUUACUUCGUGGACAAUGGGUUUCAGACCCAGGCCACCAUUAAUGCAAAUGGUGGACUUUAUUGGCUCUGUCUGGACAACAAAGCUUCCAGAUAUGUGAUUUUGCGUUUUGAUUUGGUGGAAGAGAAGUUCAGGGUAGUUCCUACAGCACCUGAUAAGUCCUGUUGGAGUAUAACGUGGUUGGGUUCUCUGAGAGACUCGCUUUGUGUGAUUCACUCCCAGUUAGCCACUCACAUCCAUGUUUGGUCCACAAAGGAUGAUGAAACCUGGACCAAGCUCAUCAUAAUCCCAACGCUUCAGGGAGUCAGUCCUUCAGUUUAUAGCUGCCUGUACAAGCCGUUUUGUUAUACUAAGACCGGUGCUUUGCUGAUGAAUGUGAGAGGAAAGGGAUUCGUGGUGUACGAUCCCGGAGAGAAUAGGUUCCGGCAGCUUGCAGUGAGAGAGGCUGAGCACCAUCUGCAGGAGAUUGUGUACUGUGAGAGUCUGGUAUCACCCAACUGUGGGAAUGACGAUGAAAGCUGAACGAACACUAGAAAGAAAUUGUUAGAAGUAAUGCUUUUUUCAUUUUCAUUUUCCAUGUGCAAUGGUUGGUAUUAGUUAAGAGUUUCAUUGUCAUUUUCCAUGUAAAAUUUUGUUUUUGAAUUUGGAGACAUGGUAUUAGUGAAAAGUCAGAAAUAUUGAAGUGGUUAGUCUUAAAGCCUGACAUAUCACAUUUGCCUAUAUUCGUGGCUAGAAAA